Cherax quadricarinatus is the source of this 3556-nucleotide messenger RNA. The record is from RefSeq and is a predicted model, not a curated record. NCBI's taxonomy places the organism in Eukaryota, Metazoa, Arthropoda, Malacostraca, Decapoda, Parastacidae.
GAAUGACGUGUUGUCAGGUAGGAGAGUUUGGGCAGCAGUUAUUGCCGGCGGCAGCGUUGCUUGUUUACAUGUAGGAGGCGACGUAGGUGAAGUAGUAGGUACCUCUGAACCUAUUUUGAAGCAGGUGGAGACAGGCGACGUAGGAGAAGUAGUAGGUGCUGUAGGUACUUGUGAACCUAUUUUGAAGCAGGUGAAGACAGACGACGUAGGUGAAGCUGCAGGUACCUCUGAACCCACCUUGAAGUGCAAGGCACAUCAUCCACAGAGACACCAUAAUGAGGUGUUACCUGUUACUUCUGUUAUUUAUUGGUGGUUCUUUUGGCCAGGAUGAAGCAGAGCCCAAGAUAACACUGGACCCUGAUGGAGAGAUACCAAGCGUUGAGGGCUUUGGUGGCAAUAUCGAUGUUGUUGAGGACGAUGAUGUUUUGGUGUUGACUCGUGAUAAUUUUCUCCAUGCAGUUAAUGAAAAGGAUAUAAUACUAGUUGAAUUUUAUGCGCCAUGGUGUGGCCAUUGCAAGCAGCUAGCUCCUGAGUAUGCUGCUGCAGCAAAAGAGUUGAAAGAGGAUGGUAUAAGAUUAGGUAAAGUAGAUGCCACAAAGGAGCAAGAGUUGGCAAAAGAGUUUUUAGUGUCUGGUUACCCAACAAUUAAACUCUUCAAAAAUGGUCAGCCUGUUGAAGAUUACAGUGGUGCAAGAACUAGCAAAGCUCUAGUGGAUUACAUGCACAUGCAUGCUGAUCCUAAUUAUGUACCACCUAAAUCUGCUGUCAUUGUUCUCACUGCUGCUAAUUUUUCUAAAACCAUCACGUCAAACGACCUCAUCCUUGUGGAAUUUUAUGCUCCCUGGUGUCGACAUUGCAAGGCUCUUGAACCAGAGUAUGAGGCUGCAGCACAUGAUCUUCAAGCUAACAACAUCCCUCUGGCCAAGAUUGAUGGAACAGAGGAAAAAGAAAUAGCUGAUGAAUAUGGAGUUUCUGGAUAUCCAACUAUGUUGGUAUUUCGCAGUGGCAGAAAAUUUGAUUACAAGGGUAAACGGGAUCAUUCUGGAAUUGUUGAAUAUAUGAAGGAGCAAGCCAAAUUGCCCUCAAGAGAAGUAAAAACUGCAGUAGAGGCCCAGAACAACUUUGCAAGGAAAGAUGCAAAUGUAAUUGCCUAUUUUUCAGAAAAGAAUGAUAUGUUCGAUGAAUAUAUUGGAGCUGCAAAUGAAUUAAGAGGUAAGUUGUCAUUCUUCCAUACUUUUGAUGAAGCAGCUGCUGAACAUUUAAAGUUGAAAGUCAACACCGUUACCAUCCAUAUGCCAGAGAUAUAUCACUCAAAGUAUGAGGACAAAAGCUCCAAGUAUACUAAGACAACUGGAACAUACAAGGAAAUUGCUGCCUUCAUAUCCAAAAAAAGUAUACCACUGGUUGGGCAACGCACAAGAAGUAACAUGGAAUUUAAAUAUACUACUCAACCUCUUGUAGUAGUAUAUUAUGAUGUAAACUUUUCUCACCAGUAUGUGAAAGAUACCCAGUUUAUUCGCAACAAGAUACUUCCUGUAGCUGAUAAGAAUAGAGACAUUAUCUUUGCAAUUGCCAAUGAAGAAGAGUUUGAAGAAGAGAUAAAGAGCCUUGGUUUGGAAGACUCGGGAGAAUCUGUGAAUGUUGCAGCUUUUGUGAACAAUCUAAAAUACCCAAUGGAACCUGAGGAGGACUUCAGCUCUGAUGUUCUAAGUGAAUUUAUUAAAAAGCUUAAAGCAGGGAAGCUAACUCCUCAUCUUAAGUCUCAGUCAGUUCCCAAACGACAAGAUGGUCCUGUGCGUGUGGUUGUAGCUAAAAGUUUUGAGGAGGAAGUAAUGCUUACUAAGAAAGAUGUACUCAUAGAAUUUUAUGCUCCGUGGUGUGGUCAUUGUAAGAACCUGGAGCCAGUAUAUAAGAAAUUAGCUAAGCAGUUAUUGACAACUAAUCCAGAUGUUGUAGUUGCAAAGAUGGAUGCAACUGCUAAUGAUGUACAUCCUUUGUUUAAAGUAGAAGGAUUUCCAACAAUCUACUUUGUGAAAGCAAAUGAUAAGGAUAAUCCUAUACCAUUCAGUGGAGACAGAUCUCUAAAGAAACUUAAGGAAUUUGUUGCUCAAGAAACCAGUUCAGAUGACGGAGAGGAUAAACAGAGAGAUGAAUUAUAGACAAAGUAUCAUGUUUUUUUUAAAAUGUACAUCACUCAAAGAAAAUGGGAGUACACAGGAAGAUAAAAAACUUGCUUUUAAUUAAAGUACUGCUACCAUUGGUUAGGGUUAGGCUUGGAUAGUCCAAAAGAAAGAGUAUAUCCAAGUUAGCUUUGUUUUGAAGAUUUGUAAAUCUUAAUUUUAUUCAAAAUGCAUAUUUUUUCUGUGUUAGAUGUUCAUUAAUUGUAUUUGUUAAUACAGUAGUUCAAACAUUUUUCUUUUAAUUAAUAGUUACUAAUUAAAACUAAUAAUAAUAAUCACUAGUCCUUUGAGUGUGCAUUUGCACAUUUAUACCUAAUAGUUCCAACCAAAUGACUGAAUUUUGUUUUGCCCUGUACACAGCAUGUUAGUGAACACAGUGUGUUGUCGUUUACAACCAUUGUAGAUAAAUACUGAUCAUUGUUCAGUGAUGCCAAACAAAAUUUUUUCAUCACAACUGGUUUCUCUAGUGGAAGUAUUUAGGUGUAAUAAAAAAAAUUCAAUGCCUGAUCAAAUUUCAUAAACAUGAGUUGGAUAUCAUGCAUGCAAUAUUGCCUGAUAGCAUUCCCAUACUGUACUCAUCCACCACAAGGGUACAUAAAAAUUUAAAUAACAUGCCUGAAAAGUCAAAAUAUGCAAUGAAAAUAAUGAUUUUCAAGGACUUUUCAUAUGAUUUUUAAAUUUUAAAUGUCAAAAAUAUAGAAAAAUGUGAUUUUAUUGCAUAUUUUGGCCCCUAAUACGUGCAGUUCUACUACUUGCCAGCUCUGCAGUUGCGCUAUGACUCAUUUACACUAUUUGUUGCAGUAGUAAAAGUGAAAUCUAUUUAAGUUUACAAGUUAGAAAAAAAAAAUUACAGGGUUAGGGGCAUUAUUGAAAUGCAUACAUGGCAUAUCUGGACUUUUGCAAUACAGUAUCCAGCUUGUACUGCACAUUAUUCAGGAUAGAAUGGCACCAGAAAUUUUUUCACAAGGACAGAUACUUUGAAAAUUAGUCUUGGGACAUUGGCAAUGCAUUCAAAUAGUUCCAUUUGCAAAUGUAUAUUUGUAAAUUAUUAAUCUUGAAAGUUGCAGAGUAUGCAAUGUAUUUAACUUUGACUUACUGUAGUUGAGCUGCAGUUAAGGGCUGUGGGUGAUUCUCAAGCUAGUGAUUGCAUAUAACAAUAUUGUUCAAACAGGACUAGUCACACUUUUCAUUUUGAGGUUUCAAGUGCUUUUCUUUCUGCUUAACACUUUCUCUUUUAGAGAUCAGAAAAACUUGGUAGGAAUUAAUGUAGAGGGCACAGGCUUCAGCUACAUUCCAUGCACAGAAUGUUAAAUUCUGCCUUGUAUUUUUGUGAUGGAAGUUUUUUAUAAUUUUCUACAAUAAAAUCCAUAAAUAAA